This is a messenger RNA of Polyodon spathula (Mississippi paddlefish), 1823 nucleotides long. RefSeq names its product nuclear factor interleukin-3-regulated protein-like. The coding region runs from base 137 to 1555 and encodes 472 amino acids. The record is from RefSeq and is a predicted model, not a curated record. The transcript has a single exon. Lineage: Eukaryota; Metazoa; Chordata; Actinopteri; Acipenseriformes; Polyodontidae. Gene Ontology annotation, biological process: regulation of DNA-templated transcription; DNA-templated transcription; circadian rhythm. Gene Ontology annotation, cellular component: nucleus. Gene Ontology annotation, molecular function: DNA-binding transcription factor activity; DNA binding.
AGGUGAAACAAAGUUUUUUUUUUUUUUUUUUUUUUUUUUUUUUUGCUUUCAGAAAAAACAACUUAUCAUGACCACCUUGUAGAGAUUUGUUGAGUUAAAGCAGAUUUAGAAAUUCAGAAAUAAACUAAAAUAAAAGAUGCAUGCAAUCAAGAAAGAACAGCCAUCUAUAGACUCUUGUAAUGGAAACAAUGUAAUGGUACUGGCUGCACAGGACUCAAAUUCAGAUUUAGAGGCUCAUGAACUGUCUAACGGGCCCUUUAAACAGAAAAACUCAAGCUGCCGUAGAAAACGAGAGUUUAUUCCUGAUGAAAAGAAGGAUCAACAGUACUGGGAAAAAAGACGCAAAAACAACGAGGCUGCCAAACGGUCACGGGAAAAACGCAGAUUGAAUGACAUGGUCUUGGAGACUAAACUGAUGGCGUUGGGUGAGGAGAAUGCUACCUUAAAAGCCGAGCUGCUGUCUUUAAAACUCAAGUUUGGUUUGGUAAGUUCAGCUGCAUAUGCCCAAGAGGUGCAAAAGCUCUCAAACUCCACAGCUGCGUUUUAUCAGGAUUUAGCAUCAUCCAGUGCUAGCAGAAGUUCAUAUUCAGUCGAACCUGAGCCUGCUUUGCUGAGUAGCAGCUGUAUUUCUGUCAUUAAGCACUCUCCGCACAGUUCCCUGUCCGAUGUGUCUGAAACGUCUUUGAUUAUCCAGGGCAGCCCUCUUCGAACUACUUGCAGGACCCCGGAAAUCAUCAAACAAGAACCUAUGGAAACCGUCACUUACCCACGAGAGAUCCGAGAUGAGAACAUCCCCUAUGAUAUGUACAGGAGCUACUUGGGGAACACAUUCACGGAAAGUUACUCUCAGCCUUCUCCAAUUUUGGAAAUAACAAGGUCAUCAAGUAACUCUCCGCAAAACUCGGAGGCAGAUGAAGGUACUGUGGGAAAAACCUCUGAUGGAGAAGAUGAGCAGCAGGUUCCCAAAGGUCCUAUUCCUUCUCCAGUGGAACCACAGAUUAUAACCACCACUGUUGUCAAAGUACCAGACACAAGCUCCUCUGCCCUGCCUCACAAGCUGAGAAUCAAAACAAAAGCCAUCCAGAUUAAAGUCGAGUCCGUAGAUCCCGACUUUGACUCCUCAAGGAAACUGCUGUCACCAAUUGAUAUGUCUGCCAAAAAAUGUUAUCAGCUGGAGAAACACACAGCUUCAAAUCUGAUACAGUCUUCUCUAAGCCCUUUAUCUGUUCAAGUGAUUAAUAUCCAGGACUGGUCUCAACAGCCAGAUCACUGGCAUAACAAAGACCCCCCCCUAAUGGUUCAAACUAACUGUAAAAACAGACUUGGCCCAUGCUCACCUGGGAUGAUAGCAAAUAAAACAGUUAUUAACCUAAAGGACAAUUCCUACAAUGACACAGAGUCAGAGAACUUGUAUCUAAAACAGGGUAUUGCCGACUUAUCGGCAGAAGUUGCUUCUCUGAAAAGACUCAUAACAAAGCAGCAAAUACCUGAUUUUGAGUCUGGCACAAGCAAGACUGAUCACGGCUCAUUGUCUAAAGGAUGUUAUAUAAAAUAAGUUGUUUGUGUUUGCACAAUUCUCCGUUUGACCUAGAGCUUUGUUUGUGAUGUCACUGUAGUGUUAAUGUAGUGUCUAAAUUAUACAUUUUGGUGUCUUUUGUGCACAGAUUGUUGUAGUCAAUGAAUGUGUCAUAAUUACUCCAUCUGUACAGUUUAUAAUAGUCUGAUGUCAGGCUAAAUGUAAAUUAAAUGUUAACAUUUUCUCCAUUAAGUUUUAUUGUCAAUUGUGAGUUUUUUCAUUUACAAUAAAUUUAAGUAGACAAGCA